CUAACCCCUUAUUGUCCCAUGUCUUCUCACUUCUCCUCCUCUAUCUAAUGCCUAAUGGGGAGUUGCAUUAGCAAAUGCCGGCCUCGUCCACCUUCUCACAAACACAAACAAGAAUCUCUUCUGGUUCAUGACAAGCUUGUUAUCUCUCAAGCUCCUACAAUUCCUGAUCAUAUCCCUCUCCCAAACAAACAAUCUAAUUCUCUUAUCUCAUCUCCUUCACCUUCUUCAGAUUCUUGCAUUUCUAAUAUCACUACUACUAGUACUUGUUCCACAUCAACCUUGUCUUCUUCUUCUUCAUCGACAUGUUCAUCUUCUGCAUUGGUUUCCAAGGAUCGAUCUUUCUCAAAUGAGUUCUUAUGGGCUCGUUUAAAGGAGAACCCACAUAUAAUUCCACAUGGACUUGAUCCAGUGAAGGAAACUCCUGUCAAGGGUCUUAAAUCUGUAGCUCCCAAGUUUCCAACUCGGAAAUUGGAUUCAUCACCUUCUAAAUCAGGAAGAAUUGGGCUUCCACCACAAAAGAGAGGUCGCGAUAGCUCGCCGACGCUUUCUCAACAAAGGAGUUUCAGGAAAGAGUUUGAGAGAACUCAAUCUACAAGCAGCUCCCUUCCUAGAAGAAACUUUGGUUCUCCUUCUCCUAGUAGAAGGUUUAAUGGUGAUCCAUGUAGCAGGGGAAUUCCAUUAAAUGCAACCAAGAGAAGCAAUUCACCAAACAGGAGCUGUGCAAGGAAGGAAAAUCUCCAGCUUAGAAGUCCUAUAAACAAAGUAAGUAGAGAUGGGUUAUCUCAAUUAAUGAGGAAGAGAGAGACUUGUACUCAUCACAUCCAAGAUGGUAUUAAUAAUGAUCAAAAUUCAGUAGGAGCUAUGGUGUGUAACAAAGAUAGCAACUCUCUUCCCAUAGAUGAUCUUAAUAACCCUCUAAUUUCUUUGGAUUGCUUCAUCUUCCUUUGAGGAGAAAAGGUUUUUGGUUUGCAGAUUUGUGUGUUCAUAUAUUAAAGUGGGGGUUUUCAUUUAUGUCUUUUCUUUACUUUGUAUUCUUUUCAUGUUUUUUGUAAACAGGCUUGAAGAAUUGGGAUUGUUUGAUUACCUAAAUCAAAAUAAACAAGAGAAGUGUCAUUA
This is a messenger RNA of Telopea speciosissima, 1116 nucleotides long. RefSeq lists its product as uncharacterized. The record is from RefSeq and is a predicted model, not a curated record. Bases 55 to 948 code for a protein of 297 amino acids. The transcript has a single exon. Lineage: Eukaryota; Viridiplantae; Streptophyta; Magnoliopsida; Proteales; Proteaceae.